Molecule: messenger RNA, 1678 nt
Organism: Poecile atricapillus (Black-capped chickadee)
Lineage: Eukaryota; Metazoa; Chordata; Aves; Passeriformes; Paridae
Gene: GALR2
Product: galanin receptor 2
Exons: 2
Coding region: 78-1199 (373 amino acids)
Biological process (GO): G protein-coupled receptor signaling pathway
Cellular component (GO): membrane
Molecular function (GO): G protein-coupled receptor activity
Source: RefSeq, a predicted model, not a curated record
CCCGUCACCCUGUGUGCCCCGCCGGUGCCUUCUCCACGCCCGCUCCCCGCUCUGGCCCUGUCCGUGCACUCCCGGCCAUGAACGGCUCGCUGGCGGGCUCUGGGGGGGGCUGGCAGCCCGAGUCCGUCAUCAUCCCACUCGUGUACCUCGUCAUCUUUCUCGUGGGCACGGUGGGCAACAGCCUGGUCCUGGCCGUGCUGCUGCACAAUGGGCAGGUGAAGAACACCACCAACCUCUUCAUCCUCAACCUGGGAGUGGCUGACCUCUGCUUCAUCCUCUUCUGCGUCCCCUUCCAAGCCACCAUCUACACCCUGGAGGGAUGGGUGUUUGGGCCCUUCAUGUGCAAGGCUGUCCACUUCUUCAUCUACCUCACCAUGUACGCCAGCAGCUUCACCCUGGCCACCGUCUCCCUCGACAGGUAUUUGGCCAUACGAUACCCCCUGCACUCCAGGGAGCUGAGGACACCCAGGAACGCUCUCCUGGCCAUUUGUCUCAUCUGGGGGCUCUCCUUUAUCUUCUCGGGCCCUUACCUCAGCUACUACCAGGAGUUCCAGCUGGCCAACCUGACCGUCUGCCAUCCCAUCUGGGAGAUCUCCCAGCGCAAGAUCAUGGACAUCUGCACCUUCAUCUUCAGCUACAUCAUCCCUGUGCUCAUCCUGAGCCUCACUUACGUGCGGACUAUUCGCUACCUGUGGCGGUCCGUGGACCCUCUCCAAGACAUGUCUGAGUCCAAGAAGGCCAAGAGGAAGGUCACCAGGAUGAUCAUCAUUGUCGCCAUCCUGUUCUGCCUCUGCUGGCUGCCCCAUCACCUGGUCAUCCUCUGCGUGUGGUUCGGGUACUUCCCCCUCAACCACUCCACAUACGUGCUCCGCAUCCUCUCGCACGUCAUCUCCUACGCCAACUCCUGCGUGAACCCCAUCGUCUACGCCCUGGUCUCCAAACACUUCCGCAAGGGCUUCAAGAAGAUCUUCAGCUGCCUCCUGCACAAGAAGGCAGCGCACAAGGUGCACGUGGCCCAGGCCACCAACACUGUCAGCACGCUGGAGGCAGAGCUCAGUGAGGUGACCCAGCUGAGCGAUGCCCUGCCCGGCCGCUCCGCCGCACGCUGCAGGGUCCCCGCACAGCCCUGGGGGGAGGCAGAGCUGGUGGGACAGCAGCAGAGAGCAGAUGGCUCCUCCAUCACCUUCAACAUCAGCUAGCAGAGCUUCCUCCCACCCCACGGCUUUGCAGUCUCCUGCAGCAUUGCAAGCCUGGGGCUGGGCUACGUUUUGGGUUGAAAUGGGUCCAGUUGAACCCCUUUCAUUCAAAUACAUCCAGAUUUCAUAACCGUGAUGCUGCUGAUACAAACUCAGCCAAUAACCAACCAAGGACAGGAUUUGCUUCCACCAAGCACUUGCUGAGAGCAGAGAGAUCAAGCCCAAAAAUCCACUGCCAUGUGUGAACACCUGUUCCUCUGUCAUGGACGAACUUCCUAUCGCAUCUACACCCAGACCCUGUGAAAAGCUCUGGCCCCUCUGACCAGCACAGCACCUGGAGUUAGUAGGUGCACUUUUAGGGACAUUUGGAAAGUCUUGGAUUGUUUGUGUCCUAGUUUAGGAGCUGCAUCCUGGGGCAGCACUGGGCACAAACCCAGCUCAGGUAGGAAAAUCCAGAGUGAAGCACAGAAGGUCACUGAGGA